ACCUAGAUCUUUUCUUCAUCACCAAUUCUUAAUCCCCUUUUUUCUCUUUCAAAUCACUCAUUCUAAUCAUCAGUGUUUCUUCUCUUUAUCCUUUGUUAACCAAUAAAAUUUCAAAAAAACACAAAAGCAAAGCCAAGAAGGGAAGUAGUGAAAGAGGAAAGAAUACCUCUACACCCCUUCAAGAAAGAAAUAGGGCAUUGCCCGGAUCCAAGAAAAAGACAAAGAAUCCCGUGUUGGUAAGUUUCCAGCUCGUUCGCGUAGUGGACUACCCUUUAAAAGUAGGCUUCCACGUCAUCUGAACGGUCCAGCCUGGCAAACAUCCGUUCCCGCCAUAGUCCAGCUGUAUUAUCCACGUGGACGAUGGACGCUGACAUCCCUACUCCCCUCUCCCCCUAUAAAAUCGUACCGUGCACUCAAUUCUUCAAACAGUCUCUCAUCAAUUCCACUUUUACGCUUCCAUCUCCGUCCUCCAUAAUGUCUCUAAAUUACGGUAUUGCCAUUCUCGCCGUCUUCCUCCUUUCCCUCGCCGGAAUGCGUACGUCAUCGGCGGUUCUGGUUGAGGAGCAGCCGCUCGUCCUCAAGUACCACAACGGGACCCUCCUAAAGGGCACUAUCACCGUUAAUUUAAUCUGGUACGGGGAAUUCUCUCCGGCGCAGCGGUCAAUUGUCGCCGAUUUCCUCCUGUCCCUUAAUUCGAGGAAAUCCAAUUCCCCUUCCGCCGCGUCCUGGUGGAAGACCACCGAGAAUUACAGCGGCGUUGGCGGAUCCUCCACGGUUGUCGUCGGGAAACAGAUCCUCGACGAGAAGUGCUCGCUCGGGAAGUCCCUGAAGAAUUACCAGCUUUCCUACCUCGCCUCCAGGGGCGGGAAUUCGGCCGGAGCUGUUAAUCUGGUUCUGACGGCGAAGGACGUUGCCGUCGACGGUUUCUGUUCGAGCCGGUGCGGGACUCACGGGUCGACUCGGGGGAAAUCUCGGGUCCCUUACGCGUGGGUGGGCAACUCGGAGACUCAGUGCCCGGGUCAAUGCGCCUGGCCGUUCCACCAGCCGAUUUACGGCCCGCAAACGCCAGCGCUUAUCCCGCCCAACGGAGACGUCGGAGUGGACGGGAUGAUCAUCACCGUCGCCACCGUUUUGGCCGGGGCCGUUACGAAUCCGUUCAACAACGGGUAUUUCCAGGGGCCGGCCACGGCGCCGCUGGAGGCGGUCUCCGCCUGCACGGGUAUAUUCGGGGCGGGCUCGUACCCGGGUUACCCGGGGGAGGUGCUCGUCGAUAAAGUCACCGGCGCGAGCUUCAACGCGUACGGAGUGAACGGGCGGAAGUUCCUGGUUCCGGCGAUGUGGGACCCCCUAAUAUCUGCCUGCAAGCCGCUCGUGUGACGUCGUUUUGACGGGAGUGUGGAAUCUCCUGUGGGCGGGCGUACGUUUGUUUCCACGUUGGUUGGAUGUGAACCGGGGGGGUUUUAGCAGGGCUUUUG
Cuscuta campestris is the source of this 1475-nucleotide messenger RNA. Lineage: Eukaryota; Viridiplantae; Streptophyta; Magnoliopsida; Solanales; Convolvulaceae. The record is from the annotation of a GenBank genome assembly.